Molecule: messenger RNA, 363 nt
Organism: Candidozyma auris
Lineage: Eukaryota; Fungi; Ascomycota; Pichiomycetes; Serinales; Metschnikowiaceae
Exons: 1
Coding region: 1-363 (120 amino acids)
Source: RefSeq, a predicted model, not a curated record
AUGUCCUACAACCCUCCCACUGGCCCUCCUCCAAACUGGUCUGACAGUAAACAACCGCAAGUGACCGAUGAGCCCUCUGGCGCCAGGUCAGCCGGUUACCAGCCCCAGGGUCAACCCCAAUACGACCAAAGAGGUUUCUUAGGUGGUGGCCACCAUCAGCAGGGCUACGGCGGCUACCCUCAGCAAGGCUACGGUGGUCCUCCUCCUCAGGGUGGCUACGGGUACCCUCAAGGAGGAUACUACCAGCAGCAACCACAACAGCAGUACUAUGUUCAGCAGAAGCAGUCGAGCGGUAACGAGAGCUGCUUGAUGGCCUGUUUGGCAGGUUUGUGUGUGUGCUGUACUUUGGACAUGCUUUUCUAA